AUGAGUGAAAACGAAAAUAAACUAUUUGUUGCUGAGGAAGAGGAAGAUGUUGUACUAGAAGGAAAUGCUGUUCAGGAAGUCGAAAUUGAGGACAUUAGAAUGAUUGAUGAAGACGACGAUGAAGUCAACUCGGAUGUUUGUGAUCUAGAUCCGAUAGUUAAGGAAAUACCUUUGAAUUUCGGGGGUAAGGAUGAGAAUCUGCAUAUAUUUCAAUACAUAAACAAACUAAGGUUAGUAAAUCACAAGCCUAGUGAACAUCCACCAAUAUCAGCAGCCAGAUACAAGACUAAAUCAGCGUUAUGGGAAAUUGAUGUUCCACUUGAUUCGAAAGCAUUUUUCAACGAAGAUAAGGCUAAGGAGAAUUGGAAUGGUGUUGAGGUCCAAACGUUAAAGGGUGUUGGUGUAGAUAACACCAGUCAAUAUGCUGCGUUUAUGGAAGACAACCAGGCUUAUUUAGUACCUGUUAAAACAACAACACAAUUAAAACCAUUCUUCAAGUAUAUAGAUGCUGUAAACCUGAAAAAGAAGCAGGAAGAAUCAAAAUUAAAUGCGACACCAGCCUCUCAGAGAGCUCAAGUGGUUACGAUGUCUGUAAAGAGUGUUAAUGAUGCUUCACAAAAUAGAUUAACAGGAUCCCUGCUAGCUCAUAAAGUAGCAGAUGAAGAAAUCCAAACGGAUCUUAACUGGGCAGAGAACACAGUCAGUCAAUUUAGAGAAUCUGUUAUAAAGGAAUCUUCUGAAAGUACCGUGAAACCAGUCGAAAGUCACGAAGAAUAUAUAAAUCAUCUGAUAUAA
Messenger RNA from Maudiozyma barnettii, 795 nucleotides. It is a transcript of the gene RPC37, whose product is annotated as DNA-directed RNA polymerase III subunit C37. The transcript has a single exon. The coding region runs from base 1 to 795 and encodes 264 amino acids. Gene Ontology annotation, cellular component: RNA polymerase III complex; nucleus. Lineage: Eukaryota; Fungi; Ascomycota; Saccharomycetes; Saccharomycetales; Saccharomycetaceae. The record is from RefSeq and is a predicted model, not a curated record. Gene Ontology annotation, biological process: DNA-templated transcription.